UUCCUGCAAAACAACAAGCUUUUCCCAACUCUCUGUUCAGAGUUUUCUUACACAUAUGCCUCGCAUUAAUAUUCUUCUUAUCAUCCUCCAACUAGCUCAAAUAAAACCGAAGUAAACAAAAAAAGAUCCAAUCUUUCUCUCUCUCUCUUUCUCUCUCUCUAUGGACUUCAAUCUGAAGCAAUGGAGAAACAAUGAGUCAGAAAAUCAAGAAUCACCAGCCAAGCUACCAAGACUUCACCUUGACUUCCACUCUGUUUCUGCUGAACUUCCAUUGUUUGUAUCUGAACCAACAACAACAACUACUACAACCAAAUUUUUGUCAGAUUCAACAACCACUGCCACCACCAAAUUUCCCAGGAUGGAGAGUGGUUACUUCAGCUUGGCUCAGUGGCAGGAACUUGAACUACAGGCUUUGAUUUUUAGGCAUUUUAUAGCUGGUGCACCUGUUCCUCCUGAACUUCUUCAUCUUGUUAAGAAAAGUAUUAUUACUUCUUCUGCUCCUUCAUAUUACUUUUCUCAUCCAUAUCAACAGUAUCCUCACUACCAACAAGCCAUGAUGCAGUCAGGGUACUGGGGAAGAGCAGGGAUGGAUCCAGAGCCAGGGAGGUGUAGGAGGACAGAUGGGAAGAAAUGGAGGUGCUCAAGGGAUGUAGUGGUUGGCCAGAAGUACUGCGAGCGCCACGUUCAUCGUGGCCGCAGCCGUUCAAGAAAGCCUGUGGAAAUUCCCACACCUGUUAGUAAUGGUGCUAAUAAAAACAACAACACCACUGUUUCUCAUCAAGCCUUUGCAAAAAUGGCUGGUCAUGCUGCUGCUCCUCAUUUUUCUCUAUCUGGACAUUCACCUUCAAUGGAUGCUCUUCAUCUCAAUCAAAGGCCAUCUGAGUCCACCAAAAAGGGUCCACCACUAGAAGCCCAAAAAGAUGUAUCUGGUAGUGAUGGUAAAUCAUCCAAUGGCCAAAUCCUACGCCAUUUCUUUGAUGAUUGGCCUAGACAACAACAACAACUUCAAGAAGGUGACAAUGCUGCCACCAGCCUGUCCAUUUCAAUGCCUGGUGGGGGUAACCCCUCGUCCGACUUCUCGUUGAAGCUCUCGACCGGUAAUGACUAUGACUCGGGCCCUCAGCAAGUCAGGAAUGUUGAACGGUCUACAUGGAGGACGAGUCACCAAGUGGCCUCGAUGGGUGGGCCACUUGCCGAGGCCUUAAGGUCAUCGACUACUAACUCGUCCCCGACAAGUGUGUUGCAUCAAUUGGCACGAGGUAGCACGUCGGAGGCCAGUUAUAUUAGCACUUGAUUUUUGCAAGUGUUUGUGCUGAUUUUUCAUGACAAAGGUGCUUUUGAACUUUGUUGCUUUUUGUCUUUGGUCGUGUUGUUGUUCAUUGUUCUUUUUGUUGCAUUCACUAACUACUAUCAGCUGUACAAAUUUGCAUGGGAUGUCUGGUGUGUUUAUUAUUGGUUUGAGUUGAUAUCAUGAAUACUUUGGCUAUUUUGUUGCCAAAGUCUUGCAUUUACUAUCGUCUUUAUGUAUUCGGAACUUUUUGUACUAAUAAACGCAGUCCCCCACUAACUUUC
Messenger RNA from Lycium ferocissimum, 1572 nucleotides. RefSeq names its product growth-regulating factor 3-like. Gene Ontology annotation, molecular function: ATP binding. Lineage: Eukaryota; Viridiplantae; Streptophyta; Magnoliopsida; Solanales; Solanaceae. The coding region runs from base 161 to 1294 and encodes 377 amino acids. The transcript has 4 exons. The record is from RefSeq and is a predicted model, not a curated record. Gene Ontology annotation, cellular component: nucleus. Gene Ontology annotation, biological process: DNA-templated transcription; developmental process; regulation of DNA-templated transcription.